AUGGACCAGAAUGAGGAUGCGGGCCUCGAGGAGCGCUUGAAAUCUGCUCUUUGGUUGUCCAUUGGAAAAAUUGUGGACGAGGAAACUAUUAAACUUGGUAUCAAUGCGACUCCACAAUUUAUUGGGGCCUUGACGGAACUUGUCUGGGUACAGAUAGAGACAGCCAGCCAGGAUCUUGAGGCCUUUGCAAAACACGCUGGUCGGUCGACAAUCAAUGUAUCGGACGUAAUGAUGCUUGCACGCCGGAACGAGGGCCUGGAGUCUAUUCUACGUGCUUUCGUGGAGCAGCAACAUGACCAGGAUGCUUGA
Messenger RNA from Aspergillus ochraceoroseus IBT 24754, 309 nucleotides. Its product is annotated as CENP-S family protein. Gene Ontology annotation, molecular function: chromatin binding; protein heterodimerization activity. Gene Ontology annotation, biological process: replication fork processing; resolution of meiotic recombination intermediates. NCBI's taxonomy places the organism in Eukaryota, Fungi, Ascomycota, Eurotiomycetes, Eurotiales, Aspergillaceae. The transcript is spliced from 4 exons. Gene Ontology annotation, cellular component: Fanconi anaemia nuclear complex; FANCM-MHF complex. Bases 1 to 309 code for a protein of 102 amino acids. The record is from RefSeq and is a predicted model, not a curated record.